AUGGAUAAUACAAAUUCAAGAAGCAGAAACCAUAGUAUUGGAGUUCAAAUUAGUGAAACCAGUGGGAAUAAUGAUCAUAUGAAUUUGGAUAUUGAUGAAAUGAUUGAAAGAUUAUUUGAUUCAAGUAGCAGAAGUGAGACUCAGAGACAAAUUCGUCAACACAACAUUCUAGAUUCUCCUGAGACAUUGAUGAAUGUUGUUAGAUUAUCUUCUAGACUUGUGUGGGGAAGAAGUGGGCAGAGGAGUAACACUCGAGUCAAUGUGGAAACUCCUAUUCCUGAUAGAGACAAUCGCCUCUCAAACAUAUUUCACCAUCUCUCUAACUCUCCAGAAAAUGAAGCUGAGUUGAACAUUUUUGUCAAGCUUUUCUCUUUGGAAGAGGAAAGAGUACCAAAUCUGGAGGAGCCAUACCUUAGGUGCAAGGCUAAAAUGUCAACGGAUGAACUUUGUCAGUACAUAGCGUCAAAAACCUCAUUGCAAACUGAAGAAAUUGAAUUGUAUAUAGUAAAUGAAUGUGAACCCAAAAUUAUAUUCGGUGACACAAAACUCGAUCCAAAUAACAUUAAGUCAGAAUUCCUAACAAAAGGGGAAGAAACUUUGGCUGAACUCACUCCACAUAAUCUCAAUCGUGGUUGUCUGGUCAUAGCUUAUAAGAAGAAGAUGUGGGACUUAAAUGUAGCGUUAUGUUGAGCUCAAUGAUUUGAGCAACUGAAUUAAUUGGUACUUGAUGAGUGCAUUACAAUACUAAACUAUGGAAACUUUGUAGUUUAUUUAUGGUACUCUUUUUGUAAACAAAAAGACACUCAAUUGAUAAACUUUACAAUAUUAUUUCCCGAAUUUCUGGGCUAUAGCUAGGUUGUUAGUGGUUGGUUUUUUCAC
This is a messenger RNA of Cicer arietinum (chickpea), 879 nucleotides long. Lineage: Eukaryota; Viridiplantae; Streptophyta; Magnoliopsida; Fabales; Fabaceae. The record is from RefSeq and is a predicted model, not a curated record.